AUGGAGGAGGCAGUAGUUCUAUACCCUUCACCACCUAUUGGCCACUUGGUUUCUAUGGUGGAGCUAGGCAAACUCUUACUCACUCAUAGACCUUCCCUUUCCAUUCAUAUUCUCGUUGCUGCUUCACCCUAUAUUGCAGGCAAAACUGAUAAAUACAUUGUCACUGUUUCUGCCAUCGUUCCUUCCAUCAGAUUCCACCAUCUCCCCGCCGUUACCCCAGUUUCCACUACUGUAACCCACCAUGAAGAGCUCACUUUGGAGGUCCUUGACCUUAGCAAACCGUAUGUUCAUGAAGAACUCUUCAACAUAUCCAAAAAGUAUAAAAUUCAUGGCCUUAUUAUGGACUUCUUUUGCACUUCUGGUCUUUCUGUGGCCAAUGAAGUUAACAUCCCUAGUUACUUUUUCAUUACUUCUGGUGCUUGUUUUCUUGCUCUUUUUCUUUACCUCCCUAUCCUUCACCAAAACACCAACAGAAGUUUCAAAGAUAUGAAAGAUUGCCUCCUUGAUAUUCCUGGCUUGCCACCUCUUCUUGCUACUGAUGUGCCAAAGCCUUUUCUUGAACGAGACAAUAAGGCCUAUGAAUACUUUCUUGAUUUUGCCACUCAAUUCCCUCAAGCAGCAGGAAUUAUGAUCAACACAUUUGAAUCGCUGGAGUCCAGAGCUGUUAAGGCAAUAUCAGAUGGGCUCUGUGUGCCUAAUAACUGCACACCACCGAUUUCUUGCAUAGGUCCAUUGAUUGUAGCUGAUGAUAAAAGAGCUGGUAACAGCAAGACUAGUGAAGAAAUGCAUGAGUGUAUAACUUGGCUUGAUUCCCAACCAAGCCAAAGUGUUGUGUUUCUUUGUUUUGGUAGCUUGGGGCUGUUUCCCAAGGAGCAGUUAAGGGAGAUAGCCAUUGGGUUGGAAAAAAGUGGACAUACGUUCUUGUGGGUGGUUCGGAAUCCACCUUCUCACAAUCUUAGUGUAGCCAUCAAAGCACAAGGAGACCCUGAUUUGGAUUCUUUGCUUCCUGAAGGUUUCUUGGGACGAACUCAAGAGAGGGGAUUUGUGGUGAAGUCAUGGGCACCACAAGUAGAAAUUGUGAACCACAGUUCAGUAGGUGGAUUCGUGACUCAUUGUGGGUGGAAUUCUACACUUGAGGCAGUGUUUGCUGGUGUGCCAAUGGUGGCUUGGCCAUUGUAUGCAGAGCAAAGGCUGAAUAGGGUAGUUUUAGUGAAGGAAAUGAAGCUUGCUUUGUCCAUGGAUGAGUCUGAAGAUGGAUUUGUGAGCGCUGAUGAGGUCGAGAAGAAGGUUAGGGGAUUGAUGGAGUCUGAGGAAGGCAAAGAGAUUAGGGAGAGAGCUAUCGCUACGAAGAUUGCAGCCAAGGCUGCAAUAAGUGAAGGUGGAUCUUCUCAUGCGGCAUUGUCAAAGCUUCUUGACUCAUGGAAGCAGGAAAAAUGA
This is a messenger RNA of Dovyalis caffra, 1437 nucleotides long. The record is from the annotation of a GenBank genome assembly. Lineage: Eukaryota; Viridiplantae; Streptophyta; Magnoliopsida; Malpighiales; Salicaceae.